Gekko japonicus is the source of this 1927-nucleotide messenger RNA. It is a transcript of the gene GCAT, whose product is annotated as glycine C-acetyltransferase. Gene Ontology annotation, biological process: biosynthetic process; L-threonine catabolic process. Gene Ontology annotation, molecular function: pyridoxal phosphate binding; glycine C-acetyltransferase activity. The record is from RefSeq and is a predicted model, not a curated record. The coding region runs from base 531 to 1598 and encodes 355 amino acids. The transcript is spliced from 9 exons. NCBI's taxonomy places the organism in Eukaryota, Metazoa, Chordata, Lepidosauria, Squamata, Gekkonidae.
GGUGUCUUCUCAGCUAUAAACCAGGGCGAGUCCUGCUUAGCUUCUGAGAUCAGGCUAGCCUGGGCCAUUGAGGUCAGGGCCUUCCUCUUAUUUUGUGUAUACAUACUUCUGUUUAGCUGCUUUCGUGCUUCCGAUGAAGUGAGUGAGCUGAGGUUUAUGAAAGCUUAUGCUGAGAUCAAUUUUGUUAGUUGUAAAGGGGCCCCUCGUGUCCUGUUUUAUUCAGUGGUGCAGAGGACUGAUUGGCAAAGUCUCUGAAAAUAAGGUUUCUGCAGAAAUUAAAAGCUGUGCGUCUGCUGAAUGUUUGCCUGUCAUGUAGCUGUGAAAGGCACAGGUACCCUGCUAGGGAACAAAAUUGUGUCAGCCCUAGAGGAUCUGAAGAAAGUACUAUAAAGUUGUCGAAUGAGUCUUUUGCUAAGCAAGAUGAUGUACCAUAGCCCUAAUGAAUGGGAAAGUAUACCUUCAAAGACGCCAUCUCUGUUUGCAAAUCUGAUUGCUGAGUGUACAGUGCUACAACAGGUGAAACUGCUUUCAUGGAUAUCCUCAAUUUCUGUGCUAAUAAUUACCUUGGACUCUCCAGUCACCCUGAAGUGAUCAACGCUGGACUGGAUACCCUGGAGAAAUAUGGAGCUGGCCUUAGUUCCGUCCGCUUCAUCUGUGGAACACAAAAUAUACAUAAGGACCUGGAGGAGAAGAUUGCUCAUUUCCAUCGGAGAGAAGAUGCCAUCCUCUAUGCCAGCUGCUUUGAUGCCAAUGCUGGAAUCUUUGAGGCCCUGCUGACCCCAGAGGAUGCCGUUCUUUCUGAUGAGCUGAAUCAUGCCUCCAUCAUUGAUGGGAUCCGGCUCUGUAAGGCCAAUAAAUAUCGCUACAAGCACAUGGACAUGCAAGAUCUAGAAAGCAAGCUGCAGGAUGCACAAAAAUAUCGCCUGAGGUUGGUGGCCACUGAUGGUGCUUUCUCCAUGGAUGGUGACAUUGCCCCCUUGAAGGAAAUCUGUAACCUGUCCCAGAAAUACAAUGCCAUUGUUUUCGUUGAUGAAUGUCAUGCCACCGGAUUCCUUGGGCCCAAUGGAAGGGGCACUGAUGAGCUCUUGGGUGUGAUGGACCAAGUCGCUAUAAUCAACUCAACCCUGGGGAAGGCACUCGGGGGAGCAGCAGGUGGCUACACAACUGGCCCCAAAGCGUUAAUUGACCUCCUGCGCCAGCGUUCUCGCCCUUACCUCUUCUCCAAUAGCUUGCCUCCUGCUGUUGUGGGCUGUGCUUCCAAAGCUCUGGAUCUGCUUAUGGAGAACAAUGCCAUUGCACAGUCCAUGGCUGCCAAGACUACACGGUUCCGAAGCAAGAUGGCUGCAGCUGGAUUUACCAUUUCAGGAAACAAUCACCCAAUUUGUCCUGUGAUGUUGGGGGAUGCCCGGCUAGCUUCACUGAUGGCUGAUGACAUGCUGAAGAAAGGCAUCUAUGUCAUCGGCUUCAGCUACCCUGUAGUGCCCAAGGGGAAGGCACGCAUUCGUGUACAGAUCUCAGCUGUUCACAGUGAAGAAGAUAUUGAUCGGUGUGUGGAGACCUUUAUUGAAGUGGGCCGUAAACAUGGGGCCUUGCCCUGAAUGGCUGGAGAAUACUAGGCUUUUCUUUCAAACCCUAAGGCUGGAAACUGUUUUCUUUUUCCUCAGAAGAGAAGGCAGUUUGAAAUGGGGAUCACUGCUCAUGUGGGUUCACUUACCUCAUUUUCAUCUCUAGUAUUUCCAAAAGCUCAUUGAGCCUGAUGUGUCGGCCGCACAAGAGAAAUGUACAUACACUAUGGGAAGUGAUGCAUCAGACUACUCUCUGCCCCUUUUUUAAAAAAAAUGCCUGUCUUCAGUGUGUAGGCAUUCUACCUCUACUCAGGAAGGACCAUGUCUGGAAGACCGAAUAAUAAUAAAGGCAGUUUUGAGGC